AUAAGGUCAGAUCCAAAAAGGAGUCCCCUAUCUAUCUCUAUGUUCACAACAGCAGGCAGAGUUGCACACCAGCUGUGUCGGCCUCUGAACAAUGGUUGUUUCACAUAACAAAAUGCGCGAAUCGCAGGUUGUAAGCUCUCAGAGGAUCCAGUCAGUUAACACCAAUGCAGAGCGUACCCUGGAGGGCUUCAAGGCCCAUGCAGUCUUCCAGGAGAUCACCAAGAAGCUGGAGGAGGAUGGGGAGUCAUUUGUGAAGAAGAUUGGAGGGGUGUUUUCCUUUAAGGUGAAGGAUGGUCCGGAUGGUCAGGAAGCGACCUGGAUAGUGGACGUGAAGAAUGGCAAGGGUUGCGUUCACAAUGACACAGCAAAGAAAGCAGACUGCACCAUUUCCAUGUCAGAUGCAGACCUGCUGGCCUUGAUGACAGGGAAAAUGAACCCACAGACAGGUCUCCAGGAAAUCACAGACUGCAAAAAGAUAACCAGCCUCGUCACGGACACCGACGUCACGCUUCCAGACAAACUAAACACCUUCUUUGUCCGCUUUGAGGAUAAUAUAGUGCCACCGUCGCAGUCCGCUAACAAGGACUGUGGCCUCUCCUUCUCCUUCUCCUUCCCAAACCGGUCCACAGACGAUUUAAUCGCCAUCACACUGGUGCUUCAACAAAUUACUGAGUAAAGGGCGUUCUUCCAGGGCAAGCUGAAGAUCACAGGGAACAUGGGAAUGGCCAUGAAGCUCCAGAGUCUGCAGCUCCAGCCAGGCAAAGCCAAGCUGUGAGGUAGAACCUGGGGUGAGGCAGAGGUUACCACCCUAGCGCUGGUCUAGGAUCAGUGCUUCAUAUCACUAUCCUAACCUUAACCACUAGGGGUUACAACAACAAACCUGGUCCAAGAUCUGCACUAAGGGGUAACUUCUACAUUUUCUGUAGCUCAACAGCAGCCCCCACCAUCCAACUAGUAGUGUGAGGAGGGGGGGGGGGGGACGCACUGUAGGAGGAAACGAUGGUAGUAGAGAUGGAAUGAUGGAUGGAGAGAAAUACUGUUUUCAACAUCUACCUCUCUUUCUCUGACCCCCUCUGUCUUUUUCUAAUAUAUUAAGGACCAGAACACAUUAGACUAGAGAUAUACCAUAGGGGUGUAGUCUACUCUCUCCAACUGUGUAAUUUUAUAUUUAUUCAAACUGAUUUAUUAUGACUCACAGAAUAUGUUUGUAUGAUGUCAUUAAUUGAAUCAUGCCCCUCCUGCGAUUUCUCACCUUUUUCCUCUUAAGUUUCAUGUGUGUAUUGGUAAUGGAAAUACAAUUGCUCUUGACAAUUGGGACAGGAUGAAUCAUGUCUUGUAUGGUCUCAGAGCUGUGCAACACAGUAAUUUCUCCCUAGUCAGCCUUUGAGAGAUGAAUGGAUAAAACAGUGAAGUGCCUCUCAGGUGUGGAAUAUUCCCUGGUGUCAUGAACAAGUGUAAAAAAAUUGAUACUGUCUCAUAAUAUCAGCUUCAUAAUAUCUAAAACAGGACUGAAUGGCUGGACCACUGAAUGUUACAUUUACAUUUUAGUCAUUUAGCAGACACUCUUAUCCAGAGCUUCUGUAGCUCAGUUGGUAGAGCAUGGCGCUUGUAACGCCAGGGUAGUGGGUUCGAUUCCCGGGAUCACCCAUACGUAGAAUGUAUGCACACAUGACUGUAAGUCGCUUUGGAUAAAAGCGUCUGCUAAAUGGCAUAUAUUAUUAUUAUUAUUAUUAUUAUUAUAGUGAGUGCAUACAGUUCCCUACUCUGUUACUGUGUUACUUUCAGCCAUGUUGUUAUGACUCUGACCAUCUGACCCACUGAUGAUGCUAAAGUGAUUUCUACUAAAUAAACUCUCUUACUAAUAAACACUGAAA
This is a messenger RNA of Oncorhynchus keta (chum salmon), 1874 nucleotides long. Its product is annotated as sterol carrier protein 2-like. Gene Ontology annotation, cellular component: cytosol. Bases 92 to 676 code for a protein of 194 amino acids. Lineage: Eukaryota; Metazoa; Chordata; Actinopteri; Salmoniformes; Salmonidae. The record is from RefSeq and is a predicted model, not a curated record. The transcript has 6 exons.